Messenger RNA from Meloidogyne enterolobii, 398 nucleotides. NCBI's taxonomy places the organism in Eukaryota, Metazoa, Nematoda, Chromadorea, Rhabditida, Meloidogynidae. The record is from the annotation of a GenBank genome assembly.
CAUCAAAUUUAUUUUACUCCAACAUUAUGUUUCUUCAUACUUUUACUUUUAUUUUUGUAAUUGUUCAGAUGGUUAUACUAACACAAGCUAUUGAAAACAAAGCUGCUGAUGUUUGUAACGCUGACCAAUUCGCCCACAAUCCCUGUCGUUGUUGUAAAAUGGAUUGCUGGUACAGCAUUGCUAAGGGUGCCACGCAUGAACUCGGGCAUAUGCCUGGACAAGCAGGAGAACAGGAAGCAUUAGCCACUCUACGGCUUAUCCGCGCUUGUAUGAUUACAGAGUGCUCUCCAAUUUGUGGCACCCCAGGUUUAAUGGGGAUGAUGAAAAAACGUCGAAGAUUUCCAACACCUUUUGUAGUAGAAAAAGAAGGGGCGAUUGUUCCUUUACAAGUGAGAUAA